CAUAAACCAUGGCAACCAAAGAUGGUCAAUCUAUUCUCCGUGCACAAUACCACAUUAGAAAUAAAGGGAGUUCCAGGUGUCCCGACCACAGAGACAAUGACGUUGUCCUCCUAUGUCAAACAUGCAACGUCCUUAUAUGUACCAGUUGUUCCAUUACAUCUCACAAGUCACACAUAGACAGCUUUCUCGAAAUUUCUAAAAUUAGAAACCAGCACCAAAAUUCACUUCAGGACUUUGUUAAUGAGGCAGAGAAGAUUAAAAUUCCGAAACUAAACGACCAAAUAAUAUCAGCUAGGGAGGAACUUUCUGCAUGUCAACCUAAAUACAAAAACAUUUCGGACAACAUUAAAAAACAGAGAGACGAAUGCAGACUGGAACUAGACAAAAUCAUGGAGGAUAACCUAGCAAUAUGUGACAAGAUGGAGAGAGCGGAAACACACCUCCUUCAUGGUCAUAUCGUAAACCUUGAGGUCCGGUUAGACACUUUAGUGAAACUGUCAUCCGAUUGUAAACAGACCCUUCAGACAGGUAAUGCUGUACUGGUGUAUGACACGGUAGUUGAUAUCAAGGACAGGGACUUCGAUAUCCCACAGACAACAAACACAGACAUGACAGAGUUUACUCCAGGCAAGGACAGACAAAGUCACUUGGAGCAGGCGAUGGGGAAGUGGAAGACUCCUGAACACCUCAAGACAGAAUUAGCAACUAGUGGUUGCUCAAACCAAGGCCCUGUUGUGAUACCAAAACUGUUUGAAUCAAAAGGGAUGCAAAGAGAAAUCCUGUUCAAACUCUGUGACAGUUUAACUGUCAUAUCCAAGUUCUUAUAUCCAUUUAGUAUUACAUCAAUCUGUCCUACAAAUGAAGGCCGCGCAUGGCUGUCUGACUGGGCCACUAAUACAGUAAAACUCAUCAACAACAAAGGACAACUCGUACAGAAGAUACAACACAACAGUGACAUUCAACAGAUCAGUUUGGAUCCCGCUACAGGUCGGAUGUGGUUCUGUUGCACGGAAGAGAAAACUAUCCACGAAUUAUCUACAUCAUCUACACCAGUUACAAGGUUCACUACAAAGGGUUUGCCAUUCAGUCUGUGUGUGAUCAAUGAUGGUCAGAUUGUUGUGGGUGAAUCUGGUGUGAAGGUCUGCAAGUUGGUGAUGUAUACUGCUGACGGCCGGGUGUUACACACAGCCACUGUAGAAGCGUCAGGGUUUGGGCCUGUAUGGUCCAUCACACAGUGUGCUGUUACAGGUAACAUAGCUGUAGCGAGUACUACACAGAUCAGUGGAGAUAGUAGUAAUCCUGAAAGGUCGCAACUGGUUGUGUACAACCCAACACUUCAGCAUUUGUUCCAAUACCGAGGAGAAGGGAUAAAAGAACAAGAGGAGGCGAUUUCACCAGAAAGGUUUGAUCCAGGAAUAGUUGUAUAUGACAGUAAGGGCAAUAUUGUUGUUACUGACAGGACAAGACAUACAAUAGAACUGAUAAGUGGAACAGGGACGUACAUAAAAACCCUUCAUGUAAACAAAGAACAACUUGGGGUAAUAGGAAUACAGAGGGGUAAUGUGUUGUGGACCAACCUAAAAAUCAGGAAGAGGGGAGUCAAACUUUUCAAGUAUUAUUGUGAUUGAGGGAACCUCGAAUAACGGCGAUGAAAACUGAAAUUGAUGGACUUCAAAAACAAAACAAAAUGCCAUUAGGACAUGACCAUGAUUGA
This is a messenger RNA of Mizuhopecten yessoensis (Yesso scallop), 1714 nucleotides long. RefSeq lists its product as uncharacterized. The transcript has a single exon. The record is from RefSeq and is a predicted model, not a curated record. Gene Ontology annotation, molecular function: zinc ion binding. Lineage: Eukaryota; Metazoa; Mollusca; Bivalvia; Pectinida; Pectinidae. The coding region runs from base 9 to 1628 and encodes 539 amino acids.